AUGCAAUCAUCAUUUCUCAUGGUAGUGGCGUGCCUUGUACUAUUUCUUUUGAGGGAUACUUUUGGGCUCCAUUUUUAUCUGAAGCCUGGUGAGAUCAAGUGCUUUUAUGAAAGCUUGCGCGAGGGCAAUUUACUAGUAGGCGAUAUUGACGGCUACAUAGAAGGCGAGGUCGGUCGAUUCAAAGAUGAUCCAGAAUUGCUUCUAGGUAUUUCAGUUUAUGAAACUUUCGACAAUGAGGAGCUCGUACUGAAUCAGCAAAACUCCCAUAGUGGUGAUUUUACUCUGACUGCACUUGAAACGGGAGAACAUAAAAUAUGUAUCAAUCCCAUAUAUUCUGAGGAGAAUGCGAAUGUCAGGGUAUUUGUGGAAUUUGAGAUAUCCACAUCAGAAUCCGUUGAUAGUAGAAGAAAACAAGAUGUCAAAUCUCUAAGAGAAAGAAUCUCUCAGUUGAUAGAGAGAUUACAUAGGAUCCGGAAUGCACAGCGAUCUAUCAGGAUGGAAGAGGCAGAAUUCAGAGAUCAAAGUGAAUCUGCCAAUAGCAAAAUUAUGUUCUGGUCCCUAGUACAAUUCUUUGCAUUGGUUGCAAUAUGCGCUAUUCAAUUGCGCUACCUGAAAGUCUUUUUCGUUAAACAAAAGAUUCUGUGA
Zygotorulaspora mrakii is the source of this 645-nucleotide messenger RNA. It is a transcript of the gene ERP5, whose product is annotated as Erp5p. The coding region runs from base 1 to 645 and encodes 214 amino acids. Gene Ontology annotation, cellular component: endoplasmic reticulum-Golgi intermediate compartment; endoplasmic reticulum; COPII-coated ER to Golgi transport vesicle. Gene Ontology annotation, biological process: intracellular protein transport; endoplasmic reticulum to Golgi vesicle-mediated transport; Golgi organization. The transcript has a single exon. Lineage: Eukaryota; Fungi; Ascomycota; Saccharomycetes; Saccharomycetales; Saccharomycetaceae. The record is from RefSeq and is a predicted model, not a curated record.